CAAAAAUCAUCGAUUUUUUGGCGAGGUCGGUAUUUUAGCAUCAGAAUUCUCUAUUGCAUCUACACUAUUUCUUGUCUAUGGAAAACACAUGAUCCUCGAUUUUAAUCGAUGAAAAACAAAAGUGUAGAUAUAUCCUUUGGUAUGAAUAAAGGAGGAAAAAGAUAUAUUGCAACAUAAAACGUACAUUAUUUAUAUGAAGUAAUAACAUUCGAAUUCUAUUGAUAAGGCUAGUAGCAUAAUUGGUUACGUUUGUAGCUCAGUGCUAUAAGGAAUGUCGGUUCAGGUCUGAGGUUUGCGCCUGGUCACCGUGGUGACAGUUCUUCGAUACCUGAUAGUGACGCUUUCUUCUUUUCCUUGGCUUGUAUUAACUACACCUUCCGUUCAUGUUGUUUAAGUGAUUUCUAUUAAUAAAUUUGUGAUGGCACAGACGCUUGUUUGUAUACAGUACUUUCUCAUCGGUGGUGCUAUUAUCAUUGGUGUGUGUGGUAUCAUAGAAAGUGUUUGCGCGGGAUAUUUCAUAUACCAGUUGUAUGAAUAUUCAUCCCUCACGUCUAGCAAUGUAUGUGGUUCAGCGAUAAUAUUGGCCGUGAUGGGUUUGAUAACGUGUAUGAUAGCUUGGUGCGUUUGGCAAUUCCUAGAUUUCACAAAUAGGGGCCAAGUUAUAAUUUUUUCUGUACUGCUUAUAAUUGUUACAAUUGUUAACACGAGCGCUGGAAUUUGGGCCCUUGUUAGACAUGAACAAGUGGAUUUGUUGCCAAUAGCGCAUCUCGAACAUGUAUUUGAGCUUGCUAUAACGGACGAUAAGUCUCGUUGGGAUCGUAUGCAUUCAAAGUUACAUUGUUGUGGAAUAAACGGACCAGCCGAUUAUCGUAGUCAAAAUGCAGUUCCUUGGUCUUGUUGCGAUACUUCAUCACUUGCAAAUCCUAAUGAUGAUAAAGGCGUGUGUACUACCAUGUAUACGCGUGGUUGCCAGCAUGUAGUAUUAAAUCGUACUAAAUCGAUUCUUCUUCAUAUUUUUUUGCUUGCACUGUGCUCAGUAUUAUUACAGGUCUGCUUCAUAACGUGCAUGUCAUGUUACGUAAAAGCAUGCCGAGAAAGGAUGGAAAGAAGAAAGAACAUGAUGGUCAUCUCUCAGUCACUCGAGCGAGCGUCCAAAGAUUUCGGAACAGGCGAUAAUCUUCUGAAUCAUCAAUGAAAAUAUUCAAAAACGAUAAGACAGGUACGGCGCUAUUACGCUUCAUGACUGAAACUCGUUUCGCUUAGCGUCAGUAGCGUCAGUUGAACGCGAGACGUCAGUGUUGUAAGUGUUGCUGUUCUGGUUCGUGCCGUCCUUUAAUCUAACCU
Messenger RNA from Bombus huntii, 1344 nucleotides. Its product is annotated as tetraspanin-3-like. Gene Ontology annotation, cellular component: membrane. The transcript is spliced from 6 exons. NCBI's taxonomy places the organism in Eukaryota, Metazoa, Arthropoda, Insecta, Hymenoptera, Apidae. The record is from RefSeq and is a predicted model, not a curated record. The coding region runs from base 419 to 1195 and encodes 258 amino acids.